Anopheles coustani is the source of this 6510-nucleotide messenger RNA. It is a transcript of the gene ck, whose product is annotated as myosin-VIIa. The record is from RefSeq and is a predicted model, not a curated record. Bases 1 to 6510 code for a protein of 2169 amino acids. The transcript has 9 exons. Gene Ontology annotation, cellular component: myosin complex; cytoskeleton. Lineage: Eukaryota; Metazoa; Arthropoda; Insecta; Diptera; Culicidae. Gene Ontology annotation, molecular function: protein binding; cytoskeletal motor activity; ATP binding.
AUGGUUAUCGUUACACGGGGUGAUUAUAUCUGGAUCGAGCCCGUGUCCGGACGAGAGUUCGAUGUAGCGAUCGGGGCUCGCGUAAUCUCAGCGGAGGGACGCCGAAUUCAGGUGCGGGACGACGACGGCAACGAGCAAUGGCUGACGCCGGAGCGGCGCAUCAAGGCGAUGCAUGCCUCCUCGGUGCAGGGCGUCGAGGACAUGAUCUCGCUGGGCGAUCUGCACGAGGCGGGCAUUCUGCGCAAUCUGCUCAUUCGUUACAACGAAAAUUUAAUUUAUACGUACACUGGUUCGAUCCUGGUGGCAGUGAACCCAUACCAGAUUCUACCGAUCUACACCGCCGACCAGAUCAAGCUGUACAAGGAGCGCAAGAUCGGUGAGCUGCCACCGCACAUCUUCGCCAUCGGCGAUAACUCGUACGCACACAUGCGCCGCUACGGCCAGGAUCAGUGCAUCGUCAUUUCGGGCGAAUCGGGCGCGGGCAAGACGGAAAGUACCAAGCUGAUCCUCCAAUAUCUGGCCGCCAUCAGUGGGAAGCACUCGUGGAUUGAGCAGCAGAUUCUCGAGGCCAACCCAAUCCUGGAGGCGUUCGGAAAUGCGAAAACAGUGCGCAAUGACAACUCGUCCCGGUUCGGCAAGUACAUCGAUAUCCACUUCAACAACGCGGGCGUCAUCGAGGGUGCCAAGAUCGAGCAGUAUCUGUUGGAGAAGUCGCGCAUUGUGUCGCAGAACGCGGACGAGCGCAACUACCAUAUAUUCUACUGCCUGCUGGCGGGUUUGUCGGCGGAUGAGAAGCGACGGCUCGAUUUGGGCCAUGCGUCCGACUACCGGUAUCUUACCGGUGGUGGUUGUAUCCGGUGCGAUGGUCGUAACGAUGCGGCCGAGUUCGCCGACAUACGGUCGGCGAUGAAGGUGCUGUGCUUUUCGGAUCACGAAAUCUGGGAGAUUCUGAAGCUGCUGGCCGCCCUGCUGCACACCGGCAACAUCAAGUACAACGCCACCGUGAUCGACAACCUGGACGCGACGGAGAUUCCUGAGCAUAUCAAUGUGGAGCGGGUGGCGAACCUGCUCGAGGUUCCGCUACAGCCGUUCAUCGAUGCACUCACGCGCAAGACGCUGUUCGCGCACGGCGAGACGGUAGUGUCGACGUUGUCCCGCGACCAAUCGAUGGACGUGCGGGACGCGUUCGUGAAGGGCAUCUACGGGCGGCUGUUUGUGCUGAUCGUGAAAAAGAUCAAUCAGGCCAUCUACAAGCCGAAGUCGUCGACGCGCAGCGCGAUCGGUGUGUUGGAUAUCUUCGGCUUUGAGAACUUCGAUCACAACAGCUUCGAGCAGUUCUGCAUCAAUUUCGCCAACGAGAACCUGCAGCAGUUCUUCGUGCAGCACAUCUUCAAGCUCGAGCAGGAGGAGUACAACCACGAGAGCAUCAACUGGCAGCACAUCGAGUUCGUGGACAACCAGGACGCGCUCGAUCUGAUCGCGAUCAAGCAGCUCAACAUUAUGGCGCUGAUCGACGAGGAGAGCAAGUUCCCGAAGGGCACGGACCAGACGAUGCUGGCGAAGCUGCACAAGACCCACGGUACGCACCGGAACUACCUGAAGCCAAAGUCGGACAUCAACACGAGCUUCGGGUUGAACCACUUCGCCGGGGUGGUGUUCUACGACACGCGAGGAUUCCUCGAGAAGAACCGCGACACGUUCAGUGCCGAUCUGCUGCAGCUAAUCUCGAGCUCGACGAACAAGUUCCUGCAGAUGGUGUUCGCGGAGGACAUCGGGAUGGGAGCGGAGACGCGUAAGCGCACCCCGACCCUGUCGACGCAGUUCAAGAAGAGUCUGGACUCGCUGAUGAAGACGCUCAGUCAGUGCCAGCCGUUCUUCAUCCGGUGCAUCAAGCCGAACGAGCUAAAGAAACCGAUGAUGUUCGAUCGGGCGCUGUGCUGCCGGCAGUUGCGCUACUCCGGCAUGAUGGAGACGAUCCGCAUCCGGCGGGCGGGCUACCCGAUUCGGCACAACUUCCGCGAUUUCGUCGAGCGCUAUCGUUUCCUGAUCAACGGUAUCCCACCGGCGCAUCGGACCGACUGCCGGAUGGCUACUUCGAAGAUCUGCGCAACCGUACUCGGUCGAUCGGACUAUCAGCUCGGUCACACGAAGGUGUUCCUGAAGGAUGCGCACGACCUGUUCCUCGAGCAGGAGCGUGAUCGGGUACUGACACGCAAGAUCCUCAUCCUGCAGCGCUCGAUCCGGGGUUGGGUGUACCGACGGCGAUUCCUGCGGAUGCGUCAGGCGGCCGUCACGAUUCAGAAGUACUGGAAGGGUUACGCCCAGCGGCAACGCUAUAAGAAGAUGCGCAUCGGUUACAUGCGGCUGCAGGCGUUGAUCCGCUCGCGAGUACUGAGCCACCGGUUUCGGCACCUCCGGGGGCACAUUGUGCGCCUGCAGGCCCGUAUCCGGGGGUAUCUGGUGCGGCGUGAGUAUGGACACAAGAUGUGGGCGGUGAUCAAAAUCCAAUCGCACGUACGACGUAUGAUUGCGAUGAAGCGCUACCAUAAGCUGAAGCUCGAGUAUCGGCGCCAUCACGAAGCGCUUAGGUUGCGGCGGAUGGAAGAGGAGGAACUUAAACAUCAGGGUAACAAGCGGGCGAAGGAGAUCGCCGAACAGCACUACCGUGACCGGUUGAAUGAGAUCGAACGGAAGGACAUGGAGAUCGAGCUGGAAGAGCGUCGUCGGGUGGAGGUGAAGAAGAACAUCAUCAACGAUGCGGCACGGAAAGCGGACGAACCGGUCGACGACAGCAAGUUGGUGGAGGCCAUGUUCGACUUCCUGCCCGACUCGAGCAGUGAAGCGCCAACACCUCAUGGUGGUCGGGAGACGUCCGUGUUCAACGACCUCCCGGUGAACGCGGGAAGUCACGACGAUAUCAUCGGUCCGAUGCAUGCCAUCUCCGAGGACGAGGAAGACCUAUCCGAGUUCAAGUUCCAGAAGUUCGCCGCCACCUACUUCCAGGGCAACAUCACGCAUUACUACUCUCGAAAGCCGCUUAAACAUCCACUGCUUCCAUUGCACACACAAGGCGAUCAGUUGGCAGCGCAAGCCCUGUGGAUAACGAUCCUACGGUUCACGGGGGACCUACCCGAACCACGCUAUCACACAAUGGACCGGGAUAACACGUCCGUGAUGUCGAAGGUAACGGCCACGCUUGGGCGCAACUUUAUCCGCAGCAAGGAGUUCCAGGAGGCACAGAUGAUGGGACUCGAUCCGGAGGCGUUCUUGAAGCAAAAGCCACGCUCCAUCCGCCACAAGCUGGUCUCGUUGACGCUCAAGCGCAAGAACAAACUGGGCGAGGACGUUCGCCGCAGGCUACAGGAUGAAGAGUACACCGCCGAUAGCUACCAAUCGUGGUUGGAAUCGCGUCCAACGUCCAACCUCGAGAAGCUGCACUUCAUCAUAGGUCACGGAAUCUUGCGGGCGGAGUUGCGUGAUGAGAUCUACUGUCAGAUUUGCAAGCAACUAACCAACAACCCUUCGAAGUCGUCGCAUGCCCGGGGUUGGAUUUUGCUAUCGCUCUGUGUCGGUUGCUUUGCCCCGUCGGAGAAGUUUGUGAACUAUCUCCGCAGUUUUAUCCGUGAAGGUCCUCCCGGCUAUGCGCCAUACUGCGAGGAGCGACUUAAGCGAACGUUCAACAAUGGUACACGCAAUCAACCACCAUCGUGGCUCGAACUUCAGGCGACUAAAUCGAAGAAACCGAUCAUGCUACCGAUCACCUUCAUGGACGGUAACACCAAAACGCUGCUAGCAGAUUCGGCCACGACUGCCCGCGAACUUUGCAACCAGCUUUCGGACAAGAUCACACUGAAGGACCAGUUUGGCUUCUCGCUGUACAUCGCGCUGUUCGACAAAGUGUCAUCACUCGGAAGUGGCGGAGAUCACGUGAUGGACGCCAUCUCACAGUGUGAACAGUACGCGAAGGAACAAGGCGCCCAGGAACGCAACGCACCAUGGCGACUGUUCUUCCGCAAGGAGAUCUUCGCCCCGUGGCAUAACCCGAUCGAGGAUCAGGUAGCGACCAACCUCAUCUACCAGCAGGUCGUGCGGGGUGUCAAAUUUGGCGAGUACCGAUGCGAUAAGGAGGAGGAUCUGGCGAUGAUUGCCGCCCAGCAGUACUACAUCGAGUACAGCACCGACAUGUCGAUGGAUCGGUUGUACACGCUGCUGCCAAACUUCAUCCCGGACUACUGUCUGACCGGCAUCGAGAAAGCGAUCGAUCGCUGGGCAGCACUGGUUCUAACGGCGUACAAGAAAAGCUACUACCUGAAGGAUAAGGCAGCGGCCCUCAAGGUGAAGGAGGACGUGGUCAGCUACGCCAAGUACAAGUGGCCACUAUUGUUUUCGCGCUUCUACGAAGCCUAUAGGAACUCGGGUCCCAAUCUUCCGAAGAACGACGUCAUCAUUGCGGUCAACUGGACCGGUGUGUACGUGGUGGACGAUCAGGAGCAGGUGCUACUCGAGUUGUCCUUCCCGGAGAUAACGGCCGUGUCGAGCCAGAAGACGAACAAAGUGUUCACGCAAACGUUCUCCUUGUCGACGGUCCGGAACGAGGAGUUUACCUUCCAGAGCCCGAACGCCGAGGACAUCCGGGAUUUGGUGGUGUACUUCCUGGAGGGACUAAAGAAACGCUCAAAGUAUGUGAUAGCACUGCAAGACUACAAAGCACCGGGAGAGGGAACAAGUUUCUUAUCCUUCCUGAAGGGCGAUUUGAUUAUUUUGGAGGACGAAAGCACCGGUGAAACGGUACUCAACUCUGGCUGGUGUAUAGGUUGUUGCGAGAGAACACAAGAACGUGGCGAUUUUCCGGCAGAGAUAGUGUACGUCUUGCCGACACUCACGAAGCCACCGCCGGAUAUACUGGCCCUGUUCAGCGUGGAAGAUGCACACCACGGUAAGCGACUCAACUCGGUGCACUCGAACGGCAGCACGGAAGGUCGCGAUCGGCCGCACAGUCUGGCGGAGUACUCUCUGGAUCACUUCCGGCCGCCACCGAAGCGCACCAUGUCCAAGGCGCUCAGUACGCUCAGCUCGAAGGGCCGCGGUGGGGACGAGCUGUGGCGUUACUCGCGCGAACCACUCAAGCAACCGCUGCUGAAGAAGCUGCUGGCCAAGGAGGAGCUAGCCGAGGAGUCGUGCCUAGCGUUCGUUGCCAUCAUGAAGUACAUGGGAGACCUGCCAUCGAAGCGGCCACGCAUCGGCAACGAAAUCACCGACCACAUCUUCGACGGGCCGCUCAAGCACGAGAUCCUGCGCGACGAGGUGUACUGUCAGCUGAUGAAGCAGCUGACCGACAACCGCAACCGGCUGUCGGAGGAGCGCGGCUGGGAACUGAUGUGGCUGUCGACGGGUCUGUUCGCCUGCAGCCAGCAAUUGCUGAAGGAGCUGACGUUGUUCCUGCGGACCCGACGCCAUCCGAUCUCGCAGGACUCACUGCACCGGCUGCAGAAGACGAUCCGCAACGGACAGCGCAAGUACCCCCCGCACCAGGUCGAGGUGGAAGCGAUUCAGCACAAGACAACCCAGAUCUUCCACAAGGUGUACUUCCCGGACGACACGGACGAAGCGUUCGAGGUGGACUCGUCGACGCGCGCCAAGGACUUCUGCCACAACAUCUCGCAGCGGCUGAACCUGCGCUCGAGCGAGGGCUUCAGCCUGUUCGUGAAGAUCGCCGACAAGGUCAUCUCAGUGCCAGAGGGAGAUUUCUUCUUCGACUUUGUGCGCCACCUGACGGACUGGAUCAAAAAGGCGCGACCGACGCGGGACGGCUCGAAUCCGCAGUUCACCUACCAGGUGUUCUUCAUGAAGAAGCUCUGGACAAACACGGUCCCAGGGAAGGACAAGAACGCCGACCUGAUCUUCCACUACCACCAGGAGUUGCCGAAGCUGUUGCGUGGCUAUCACAAGUGCUCGAAGGAGGAAGCGAUCAAGCUGGCCGCCCUCGUGUACCGGGUGCGGUUUGGCGAAAGCAAACAGGAACUUCAAGCUAUACCACAAAUGCUACGUGAGCUGAUACCGUCGGAUUUGAUUAAGCUUCAGAAUGUAAACGAUUGGAAGCGAUCGGUCGUGGCGGCCUACAACCAGGAUGCCGGUAUGUCGCCGGAGGAUGCCAAAAUCACCUUCCUGAAGAUCGUGUACAGAUGGCCAACGUUUGGUUCGGCGUUCUUCGAGGUGAAACAAACAACCGAACCCAACUACCCGGAGAUGCUGCUGAUCGCGAUCAACAAGCACGGUGUUAGCUUAAUUCAUCCCACAUCGAAGGACAUUCUGGUGACGCACCCGUUUACGCGCAUCUCGAACUGGUCGUCCGGCAACACGUACUUCCACAUGACGAUCGGAAAUCUGGUGCGCGGCUCGAAGCUUCUCUGCGAGACCUCCCUCGGUUACAAGAUGGACGAUCUACUCACGUCCUACAUCUCGCUCAUGCUGACCAACAUGAACAAACAGCGCACGAUUCGAGUCAAGUGA